This is a messenger RNA of Phanerochaete carnosa HHB-10118-sp, 777 nucleotides long. RefSeq lists its product as uncharacterized. The record is from RefSeq and is a predicted model, not a curated record. Lineage: Eukaryota; Fungi; Basidiomycota; Agaricomycetes; Polyporales; Phanerochaetaceae. Gene Ontology annotation, molecular function: acyltransferase activity, transferring groups other than amino-acyl groups. Bases 93 to 695 code for a protein of 200 amino acids. The transcript is spliced from 6 exons.
CACGACGGCGAUAAGCACUCCAAACGAUAUAAGGCCGGCGCACGGCUCGUGUUCAGUUUGCAAUUCUACCGCGGAAUUUUGGAAAAAGGUUCAUGGACGGUGGAUCAUGGACAGGCUGUAGCAAUAAUUUAUACUGCAGUAGCGACCCCGAACGUCAAAGGGAGCCAAUAGUGAAAAUUUUGGAUCCCCUCCUUAAGUGGCUCAUCCUGGGGAUCCGUAGGCUGUCGGAAUCCAGAGAGCAAAGGAAGCGUGUCGAGGAGCACACUACAAAGAGCAGGAAGGCUCUCAGGGAAAAUUUAGGCGAAAGAUUAGAACAGAUGAUGGAGGUUAGCUGGCUUAUCACUGCUCCUGAAUAUCGGAAAGGUGGCUAUGCCACUGCCCUCGUGCAUGUUGCGACAGAUCUGGCAGAUGCCAGAGGCGUCUCGGUUUGGCUAGCAUCGUCUAAUCCUGUCAACGAAGGCUUCUACAUUGACCUCGGAUUUCAGACGGUUGGUACCUUCCAUCUAGGUACAGAUAAUCCUUCAUGGAAAGGUCCGCCCGUUUCUAUUGAGAUAAGAGCCGAAGAGACCGAGGGCCAUGAUGAGAGAGAAACGGGCAGGGUUGACCUAGGCCUCUGUAUGAUUCUGCGCCUUCGCGCUCGUGACAUCUCCAGCAUGGUUUCAUACGCACAUAAUACGCAACAGAAGAGGUUUUGAACAGGUUGGCUCUCACGGACUGACAGAUGACCGGAGCCCGCUAGCUCUGUGCUGAAUGUACUAAGCAAUGGAAUCUCGAGUC